Molecule: messenger RNA, 1802 nt
Organism: Eurytemora carolleeae
Lineage: Eukaryota; Metazoa; Arthropoda; Copepoda; Calanoida; Temoridae
Exons: 17
Coding region: 1-1431 (476 amino acids)
Source: RefSeq, a predicted model, not a curated record
AUGUUUCUAGACGAAGGAAGGAAUAAGAGAAAACAUGGUGAUACACUAAACUUCAAGGAUAGACAGAUAAACCACCAGGGCAGUGAUGAUGAACUGGAUGAGGGUAAUGAAAGGAAACUGUCAAGACAAAAUGAUGGAUUAAAGUCCAAGAUCUCCGACAAUGCGAACAACACAGGAAGGUUUCAGGGAAUCCAGUCCGACCGAACCCCUUUAGAUGUUCGAGCUUUAACCCCUAACACAGCUGAGAUGCGGGGAUACCAAGCUAUGCGUCAGGAAUUAGAUCAUGGAGAUUCCAUUGAUUCAAGACAUUCUAUAAGGUAUUACAACGGAGAUUUGACCAACAGAUCACAAAGAACGGAUGAGCUUGAACUGUCCCAAUCCUUUAUGUCCUACCAAAUUUCUCCUAGAUACAAGAAUAGUGACCAGUACAGAAGACAGGCUGUAGGAGAGAAGCCUGAAGCCUGGUUAGUCUUUCCUGACGGACGAGUUCCCGUGAACGGGAGCAGGCUAGAAGACUACCCCUCUCCGAGAGGAAGGGUGUCCAUAAAUGACUACCCUUCACCACGAGCAAAAAUGUCCAUAAAUGACUACCCCUCUCCGAGAGGAAGGGUGUCCAUCAAUGACUACCCGUCUCCCCGGGUCCAGAUGUCCAGAAAUGACUACCCCGGUCCACCACGACGUCUACAGCUGGAACCUGAGAAAGGAUUAGCACGGGCCUUUCCGGUCAACUUUGCCAGCAGUGUUGGUAGCGCACUCAAGGCGAGUUUCACAAAUAUUAACGGAGUUAGGGACACUCCGGUAGAAGAGUUCAAUACUGAUGAAGAGAGAUUAGUUCAAGGUUCUAGCAAACAAGAAAACAGAAAAAGAUGCCCUACAUGGAUCUGGGUAUUCCUUAUCUGUCUUGGAUUAGUGUUAUUGUCUGGAUUACUUAUUGCUAUUGUCUAUGGAAUUGUAGCAGCAACAGAUGCGAGUUCUUCAAGUCUUAUUUCCAGAAUCCAGCCUGGUCCAGGGAACAAUAGUCCUUGUAAUGACUAUGUUGCUCUAACUGAACGCUGGAGACGAAUAACUGGGCUUGGACCUUCACAAACAGGAGAUCCAUUUAAUUGUGAUCGAGAUUUCCAGGAGAGAUGGUACAGAUUUGACGGAGAUGCUGGUACUGUCCUGGCUGAUCAGUCCAGUCCGCCUAGCUGGGAGGAUUGCGGAACCAGUAGGGUGGGUUGGCUAGCAGGCUCACAUCCAGAUAUAAGGGAUGGAACUGUUAACAGAACAUUAUGCGUAACUGCCUUUGGUGGAAACUGUGAGGUUAAAAUGACCAAUGGCCAGGUGCGAGGGUGCCCAGAUCCCCGUGGAGGAAUCUUCUAUGUUUAUUACCUGCUCCGCCCAGGAAUCAGCUGUAACUGGGGAUACUGCGCUCUAGGACCGCCAUCUUGAAUUUUGAACAUGUGGGUUUCACACUAUUAUAAUUUUUGAAUUGUUGAAUUCCACCAAAGAACAAAGAAAUUGCUUCUUGCUUCUUACUUCAUUUUUAUUGCGAUGAUGUUAAAAAAGAUCUUUUAUAACAAAAACAAACAGACAUUUAUUUAUUUAACCCCUAUGACUUAAGAUGCAAAUUCAUCAUCAUUUGCAGUUUUGUUCAUACACAAAUUUUGGAAUUUCUUAAAAAAUGUUGUUCAUCGUUUCUUCUUUAUAAAGCAUCGGAACUUUUUUUGGCAAUAACAUUUCCAGGUUUAAACUGUCAAAAAAGUUUUCAUAAGCGUGAUUCAUGUUUAUUAAACUUUUAUACAUUACAUUAAAUAAACUUA